Molecule: messenger RNA, 2156 nt
Organism: Acyrthosiphon pisum (pea aphid)
Lineage: Eukaryota; Metazoa; Arthropoda; Insecta; Hemiptera; Aphididae
Exons: 1
Coding region: 372-2084 (570 amino acids)
Source: RefSeq, a predicted model, not a curated record
AAGACAAUUUGGCAUGGUCCAUCCAUAUCGUACUAAUCGCUAUCGUCUUGAUGUCGUACAGUAGUUUGUAGGCUGUAGUGCUGUAUUGAUGUAACAUUUUUUAGUUUUUUAAACUGUUUUUCGUGGGUCAUCUUACGUUCUUAACACUUUACGGGCUACACCUACGGUCUUAACGUAAAUCGUAUUGACGAUCACACGUCGAUUGCCAAUAAUAUUUUUAUCAUUGAACAAGAAAUUAUUUAUUUCUCUUGAGUUGUUAAUUUAUUGUCAUAUCAACAGGGGCGUUUCGUCGUUAAUAAAUUAUCAAUAACUGUUUUGAGUGACUAUUUCGAUUUUCAUUUACUGUACGCGUGUAAGCAGUAAGCACUCAAAUGUACGUUUGUGGCGGACGGCAGGCUAUGAUGGAAAACGAGAGAACGUACGUAGUACCUAGUUUGUUGCAAACGGCGUACUACGCUUGCACCGAUAUCGAGCGUGACAGGUACGACUGUUUGGAGGUACCGGACGUCGAUAUGCGACAUUGUUGCGAGUUGCUGUUUGAAAUAUUAAAAAUCGACAAAAACCUAAACGAGGGCAACGAAAGGCAGACCAUGUUCAGCAGGUUGCAGUUGACCGUCAAUGACAAGAGGUUUGAAAAGAUAUGCGGGGAGGCAGCGUCGCAUGGACACAUAAAUUGCCUGAAACUCGCUCACGAGAUCGGUGUCCCUUGGGUCCCAUGUCUGGAAUGUCUGGAAUGCCUAAGAUACGCAAAGGACAAGUGGGCGUGCAGCAACGCCGCGGAGAACGGUCACAUGGACUGCUUGGUAUACGCACGGGAAAACGGGUGCCCUUGGGACAAGUGGACGUGCAGCAACGCCGCGGGGAACGGUCACAUGGACUGCCUGGUAUACGCACGGGAAAACGGUUGCCCUUGGGACAAGUGGACGUGCAGCUGCGCCGCGGGGAACGGACACGUGGACUGCCUAGUAUACGCACGGGAAAAUGGGUGCCCGUGGGACGAAGAUACGUGCACCUUCGCAGUGGAGAACGGUCACAUGGACUGCCUAGUAUACGCACGGGAAAACGGGUGCCCGUGGGACAAGUGGAUGUGCAGUAACGCUGCGGAGAACGGUCACAUGGACUGCCUGGUAUACGCACGGGAAAACGGGUGCUAUUGGGGCAAGGGGACGUGCAGCAACGCCGCGGAGAACGGUUACAUGGACUGCCUGGUAUACGCACGGGAAAACUUGUGCCCGUGGGACGAGGUCACUUGCACCCUCGCCGCGGAGAACGGCCACAUGGACUGCCUCGUAUACGCACGAGAAAAUGGUUGCCCUUGGGACAUGUGGACGUGCAACAGAGCCGCGAUGAACGGUCACAUGGACUGCCUGGUAUACGCACAAGAAAACGGGUGCCCUUGGGACGAGGGGACGUGCAGCAACGCCGCGAAGAACGGUCACAUGGACUGCCUCGUAUACGCACGAGAAAACGGGUGCCCGUGGGACAAAAGGACGUGCACCCUUGCCGCGGAGAACGGCCACAUGGACUGUCUGGUAUACGCACGGGAAAACGGGUGCCCUUGGGACAAGGAAACGUGCAGCAACGCCGCGGAGAACGGUCACAUGGACUGCCUCGUAUACGCACGAGAAAAUGGUUGCCCUUGGGACAUGUGGACGUGCAACAGAGCCGCGAUGAACGGUCACAUGGACUGCCUGGUAUUCGCACGAGAAAACGGGUGCCCUUGGGACAAGGAAACGUGCAGCAACGCCGCGGAGAACGGUCACAUGGACUGCCUUGUAUACGCACGGGAAAACGGGUGCCCGUGGGACAAGUGGACGUGCAGCUGCGCCGCGGGGAACGGUCACAUGGACUGCCUAGUAUACGCACGGGAAAACGGGUGCCCGUGGGACGAGGAUACGUGCAGGACCGCUAUGCUCUACGGUCACACGGAUUGCCUGAUUUACGCAAGGGAAAAUGGGUGCCCUUUUGAUGGCUUUACACGCCACAUGGCCGGAUUGAGUGGACACAAGGACCGCAUAGAUUACGCAAGGCAAAACGGACAUUUUUAUUAUAAUUGUCACACAUCGCUUGUCUUUUUAUUAUGAUUGUAUGUUAUGAUUUCUUUGCGUUCGCUAUACAUAUCAGUAAAUUAUUUUGUAUCCUGCUAAGGAUCUCGA